Molecule: messenger RNA, 1964 nt
Organism: Hypomesus transpacificus
Lineage: Eukaryota; Metazoa; Chordata; Actinopteri; Osmeriformes; Osmeridae
Gene: zswim2
Product: zinc finger, SWIM-type containing 2
Exons: 9
Coding region: 1-1842 (613 amino acids)
Molecular function (GO): ubiquitin protein ligase activity; zinc ion binding
Source: RefSeq, a predicted model, not a curated record
AUGUUUAGAAAAACAACCUGGAAGAACACUGUCAGCGAUGCAGUUAGUUGGCACCAGGACCAAGCCCUGAACACAACUAUAUUCAUACUGAAGGAAUAUGGUCCAAUCGGAUUCUUGCUCAAAGAGGAGGGGGAGUCCAACAACUUUAAAGUUUGCUUAGGAGAUCCACAUACUUGUACCUGUUCAACUUUUCUCAAAGACAGGGACCCCUGCAAACACAUAUGCUGGGUUUUAAUGAGGAAAUUCAGACUGCCAAGAGAACACGAAUACUGUUUUCAGCAAGGCCUUGUGGAGAGGCAGAUUGUGGAGGUGCUCCAUGGUUUACACAAGAGCAGAACCCCGCAGCAACCGGACUCGUUGGCCUCAGCUGAAGAGAAGCCGGAUCCGGACCAGGAAGAUGGGAGCAUACACCAGAAGGGGAUCCAAGCUCAGGAUGUGUGUCCCAUCUGUCAGGAGGAGCUACUGGAAAAGCUUCUACCUGUGUGUUUUUGCAGGUUUGGUUGUGGCAACAAUGUUCACAUCUCGUGUAUGAAAGUGUGGGCUGACCAUCAGCCCCCGUCGGAUCUGAAAGCCAUGGUGAAGUGCCCCCUAUGCAGAGAGGACUUUGGGCCUUUGAAACUCCUGCAGGAACAGGUGAAGAACUCUGCCAAGCUCCACACGCCUGCAGAGAGAGAGAAGCCGGACAAACACCUGGGUAUCCUCUGUAACAAUUGCAGAGUUUGUCCUAUUACAAGGAAGUGCUUCAAAUGCACUGUCUGCAGUUAUUACCAUCUCUGUGAGGAGUGCAUGAGGAGGAAUUGUCAUCCACAGCAUAUAUUUGCAAUGCGAAUGAAACGGACCCAGAAGUGGAGACCAGUGAAACAGCUGGUCUUUCACACAUUGGAGACAACUGAGCUGUCAGAGAAUGCCAGCUCGGUUCCAAUGGAGAGUGACCCAGUGCCAGAACAUGUGGUGAAGAGCCUUCCUGUGGUUCGUGUGAGGAUAGGCAGCCGACUAUUGGACCCUGGUCAGCAGUGCAGAAUGUGUCUCAGGAACUUUAACCUUGGUCAGAAUGUCAGAACUCUGCCCUGCCAUCACAAGUUUCAUAAAGAUUGCGUUGACGGAUUUCUACAGAGGUCCAACUUUUGCCCCCUGGACGGCUUUGUCAUCUUCAACCCGUUGCUGUGGUGCUGCAAAUGGGAUAAGAGCACAGGAAAGCUGGCCUCUGCCCUUACACAAACCCAGACCAAGCUCUCUGACAAGCAGGAGCAGCUGUUCGUCCCUGGAGUGUCCCUCCUUCAUAAGGCAGUCUCCAGACCUCUUCCCUCCCUGGGUGUAGCUACCUCUGAUGAACUCGCUGGUGCCCUCUUACCAGACCCAGUGAUCCACGGCUUACAGGGUCUUUGCAUCAACACGACGAGCAAAGAGAUGAUAGAUCACCAGAGAGACACGGAAGAGAAAAGAGUUCUUUCGAAAGCUCUUCUAAGUAGGAAAAGCUACUCGUCUGAACAACUCGGCUGCCCUUCUGACCAGCUUAGGAAAGAUCUAUUAGGGGUAAGACCAGGAACUAAAUCACGCCUGUAUAAAAUGAGAACAGGGCAACGUAGGACAGUCUCGUCAGACAGGUUGGCAGUCAACGGAGGGAGUGGAGGAAGCCUGCAGGGCCUGUUUGUAGGUUUAAGAAUGACUGAAGCAGAAAUGACCGAUGCCCCUCCUCAUAACGCUGCCAGCAUCCUGCGGAGAAACAGGACAGUGAAGAAGCUGAGAGCCAGACCCAGAUUCGACCCUGGGGACAGGCUAACUUCUGGGCUGAGAAUGGCUGGGGUGCUUAUAAGCACUCAACACCAGGGGAAAUCAGAAUGAGACCUGGCAGUCUUUAUGAAGAUGUGUCCUGCAACUGGAAUGUAAGAGUAAGAUUAAAAUGAUUAAUCACUCAACAAAGUAACAAGAGGAUUGUACUGUAUAUGACAGUUAAGAUUGGCAAC